Messenger RNA from Pseudozyma hubeiensis SY62, 6819 nucleotides. RefSeq lists its product as hypothetical. The transcript is spliced from 2 exons. Lineage: Eukaryota; Fungi; Basidiomycota; Ustilaginomycetes; Ustilaginales; Ustilaginaceae. Bases 1 to 6819 code for a protein of 2272 amino acids. Gene Ontology annotation, biological process: protein O-linked glycosylation. Gene Ontology annotation, molecular function: protein binding; glycosyltransferase activity. The record is from RefSeq and is a predicted model, not a curated record.
AUGAGAGGAUGGCGAUGGAGAGAUGCCACUUUGAAAUGGCGGUGCGAGUCGAACACAUGUGUGGCUCAGCGUGCACUCUUCGGCAAAAGCCGUUCGCUGUUGCCUGCUGCUCUUCCGAAAUUUCUUCGAUUUCGCCCUUCUCGUAACAUCACAUUUUCAUUAAAAGAGAGUGUUACACCUUGGUAUCACACAGAAGAACUUAAACGGAACAUGAAUGAACCGCAGCCAAGCAGAGCGACGCUACGUAACCUUGCGUCUGACCAGAAGAAAACAGAAUUUGGCCGCAACACGAACCUAAAAAGUCAGAUCCUCUUUUGUCAAAGAGUGCUCGGAUCACCCGAAUCAACAUGGCGACCUCGGUACCAGUGCAGCGUGGCUGUCGGGCGCAAGAGUCUCGUUGCCAAAGGUUUCGCAGACAUGCACGGAGCGAAGAGAGUGUCGAUGUGUGUGACGAAGAUCUCAACUUCGGCUAGGCGUACCGUAGUCACAGUAAUGUGGACCCUGACCGUGUUUAGUUUCGGGGGCUCCGAGCAGCUUCAGUCCGCUUACUUUGCACCACAAAAUGCAUCUCCUCCGCGUAGAGCAUCCUUGGGGAAUGUUGUACCUGCGGGCAGCGCCAACGAGAUGCUCCGAGCUGCUUCCGCCAUGGUCGCACAGGCCAGCUCAGGAGCAGAGGGCCUCCACGCCGUCAGUUCGGCGCUCCUCCAUCAAGCGAAAGCACAGGCUUCCGCUGCUGCCCUCUCUUCCCAAGAUGGCGACGCUGCCAGUACCAUGCAUCCCCAGUCCACCUCGAUGACCCGCAACCUGUCCGAUUCGGCCAACUACUCAGCCGCUAUGAGUGCCCACAUCGCCUCCGCUCUCGAGACACAAAUGACCAGGCCCCAGCCUGCUUCCGAGCCUCCAAGUUCAGAUGCUCCCAUCAGUACAGCCAGCGAUCCGCGAGCGUCGUUGCCAGGUCCUUCCAACCCAGAGUUGCAGAUGAGCCGUAUCGCUGCUCAAGCCGCGGCGCGCGAAGCGCAGACUCAGUGGCGUACUCAGUUGGCCUUGCGCCGAUCCUCUUUGCAGACAGAUGCCACAACGGCAGAGGCAUCGAAAGCUGGCGCUUCUACCACCUCGACUUCGGUAGCGUAUUCGAACUCCUCUACGGAUGCUGCCUCCUCAACUUCUCGACCGCUAUCGGUACCUGCAGAGACUCACGAAGAGUACGAAGGAAGAGCAAAGGAUGGCGCAGACACGUCAGAUAUGUCGGUGACAGAGUACCUCUGCUUCCUCGGUCUCAGUCACAUUGAGAUGCCUUCGCAAGGCAUCGAGCAAUCCUUUGGUCGUCAAAGAAGCCCCGACUCUCGCUACUGGGAUGCUACAAAUCCGCACAUGGGCUUCAGUCUCUCUGGCGUUCCAAGCAUGCCUCUAAUGCCGAACCCGCCAUUGCAGAUGCUCCCGCCUCCAGCCUCACCUUCGUUCCGCAGAAAGCAGUCGCGAGGCUACCCUUGGAACCGCCAUCGAUCCAGCGCCUCGGUCAGCUCUGCCAGCUCCGGUGACGCAAGCAAUGACUUCGAGCCAAACGUCAUGUCGCCGUUUCCCUACCCGUUUCAGGUGGUGCAGACUCCAGGAGGCACCGCCAGAGCGGGAUGGUGGGUGCCCGUUUCCGAAGUGCCUCCCGAAAAGAGAGCAGAGGCUGUCAAGGUAGGUGAUGAGCCGAUCACCGCCUCUACACUCAGUUUCGACAGUGUCACAAAGCUAGCAUCUGUUCCGGAGGACCGCACAGCACCAGGGCCAAGGCUCGAUUACGAUCACGAAGCGGAGCAUCUCUUCCAACCCACCUACCGCGACUUUACCAAGGAUGAGUACUCGACUUUGGCCACCGCCGCCGCAUACGCAACCGCGGCACUCACCAGCAUCGCUUCAACCCCAGGUGGUUCGAACCAAUCCAACUCAUUGAGGCCGCUCACGGCUUCGGAGCAGGAGACCAUCGCUCAUCAGCUAAGGGCCUGGGCAGGUCUCGACGGACCGCAUGCUCAAGCUGAGGCCCGAAAGGCGCUCGAACAGCGUCAGAUGCACCUCAUUCACCAAGCGAUCCGCAAAGAUGCGUCGACUGCAUACAGCACCGAACAUGAUCAACACAGCUCACCCGAGAAGAUGGAUCAACUCGUCGGGUCUGAGCAAGCGACCCGCUUCUUCCCACCAGACUUUGCGAGUCACUAUCGCACCCAGUUACAAGCUCUCGCCGAGGGCUACUACACUCGACUCCACAACGAGAAUCUAGCUCAAGCGCACUUUGCGCAACCUUCGGACAAGCAGCUCCGUGUGGAUAAUUUGUCCAAUCAAAAGGAGGCUGCAUCGACCAGAGAUGCACACAAGACAUCCGCAGUCGAGACCGCCCAGCUGCCAAGCAGUGAUAUCGAAGCCCUCAGCUCCAUGCAGCCUCCUGUCCAUACGCCGACCCUACGCGAAGGUGCACGCGAUCCCGUCGAGCUUCUAAGCGCCGCUUCCACCGCUGCAGGGCAGGAGGUGUCUUCUCCCGAAGUGCGCGAUCAGCUGCUUCAGUACGCCCACACUCUCUACACGCAAGGCAACCCGCAAGCCGAUGCUACAGCAAAAGGCGUUGACAAGCUGCACCCGACACUGUUGCCGCUUCUGCAUACACUCCACAAACUCCAUCCGACGCACCUUCCCAUCUUGUUGCUGCUGUCGUGCGCCUACUAUGCCGCUCACAAUUACGCCGGCUCCCUCUGGUAUAACAACCUCAUCCUUCGCAUCGAUCCCAACUACGUCGAGAGCAUGAGCAACAUCGGAACCACGCUACGAGCUUUGGGACGGUACCAGGAAGCAGAGAGCUGGUGGUGGAGGGCGGUUCGCCUUAGACCCGGCUAUUGGGACGCCUACGAGAAUCUCUUGGGGGUCAUGUGUUCCGCCACCCCACAACCGGCGGCGAACAAGCCUGCCACCGGCGAAGAGACGACAGAGACGCCGCCGUCACAACCGCGUUUCAAAGAGGCGCUUCAGUUGUGUGAGCACGUGGAGACUCAUGUCGUAGGACAGCAGAGCGCACCUGGCAUACCGACGAUGCCUCUGUAUCUACCGCCCAAUCUGCCUUUGACGCAGACACCUCGACUUCAGAACCUCUUCUACGCCAAGGGCAACCUCAAGUUUGUUCUGCCCGAGCUUGGGGCGGUGCCGGCUGCUGCAGAGUACCAGAAGGCGGUCGAAGUGGUGCUGUCCCUCGACUCUUCGGCCCGCUACGGUCUUCGCGACCUGGUCGUAGCCACAUGUGCCGUCGGUCUGCUCUCCAUGGGUGCCAUGCUACCCGGAACAGCUGCUGCGGCUGCGGCUGUUGAGGUCGCGGUGGCGCUGGGCAUCAAUCCGACCAACCCAGAACAUGCUGCCCUCCUGGCAAGCGGCGCUUUCCAUCGCUUCUGCCCGGGAGGUAUUCUCGCCUUGGUAAAGCUUUCCGGACAUGGUGUGGUCAGCACGCUGCUGCGUCUCGGCAACGGUCAGCUUCCGAUGCUACUGCUUCUGCCCGAGGCUGCUAUGCAGCUGUGUAAGGUCAUGUUUGCAGAGACCGGUGGCAUCUUGCCUGCACUGACCCGAUCGUCGCACGGCGUCAAGACGCAAAACGCAGCAACGCUGCAGCAGGCGCAGAAGCAAGCUGGGCAGACCACUUCGACCAUCCUCUUGACCCUCGCCAAGCUUUUCCAGGAUGCUACAGCGAGCCCAAUCGCUGGGCCCCACGGUCCAUUGACGCUCGGCGGCAUCCCGCCUUCCACUUCGUUGCUUCUGCCGCUCUACUAUCUAUCCAUCUCGAUGCACGCGUCAGCUUCGACGUGUAACAAUCUCGGCAUCCUACUUUCGUCCAUUCCCGUCGUGACCACGGUCAUCAAUUCGGUGGGUCAACCGCAACAGAUGAACGGGCAGGCGCUGGCGAUGCAGUACUACACGCAGGGGCUUCAGCUCGACUCUAGGCAUCCCCACAUCUACACGAAUCUUGGGUCGCUGCUGAAGGAUCUUGGCCACCUCAAUGAGGCGAUCAAGAUGUAUCAGAAGGCUGUCGAGUGCAACCCGAACUUUGACGUGGCACUCGCCAAUCUGGGCAAUGCCAUCAAGGACCAGGGCCGCACACAGGACUCGGUCGCCUACUACCGCCGUGCAGUGCAGGUCAAUCCGCACUUUCCCGAAGCACUGUGCGGUCUCGUCAACGCGUUGCUCGCUGUGUGCGACUGGAACGAAGUGUACACAGACAAGCAGGCAACGACACCGACACAGGAGAGCAGUGGCAGUCGCACUAUCGGAAAGGCUACGUCGACUGCCGAUGCUGCUGGCUGGAUGGUCGACGUUUCGGAGCUGGUUACGAAACAGCUUCGUGAUGCUUGCCACUACGGUGCAGGUGCAUUCCAGACAGCCGGACAGAUCCAAGAGUGGGUCAGAGCCAUCGUUGAGGCGAUGGGAGACACUCGCCCCGCUGCUCCGCAGAUUUGGACGCAGCGUCUACUGCCUUUCUACCAGCCUGGCUUCGACAGGAUUGCCAACCAAGUCUGUGAAGGCGGCUACCUCAUUCAGCUCGUCGAGAGGAUGAUCCGACGAUCGCAACGAAGAUGGUACGUCGACGCGUAUGGCGCAGGUGUGCUUCAAGCAAUUAGGGAACUUCCGAGGGUGACAGCGGCAGGGACGCAGCGCUCGAGCUACGCGCGCCCGAAGCUGCCUUCCUGUCUGGUCACUCCUGCGGUACCGACUGUGCUGCCCUUCCAUACGUUCACCUAUCCUCUGUCUCCCCGUCAAAUCAGGCUCAUCUGUCACCGAAAUGCACUUCGCAUCUCUCAAAGCACCUUGACGCAGAUGUGGGUGCCCGAUGUGGUGUAUCCGCCGCCCUCGCCGCCCGCACCCAAGAUCAACAUCGGAUAUGUCUCCUCGGACUUCAAUAAUCAUCCACUGGCACACCUGAUGCAGUCGGUCUUUGGCUUUCACGACCUGUCGCGCUUCAACGUCUUUCUGUACGCUACGACGCCUUCCGAUGGAAGCCCCUAUCGACAGAAGAUCGAGCGCGAGGCUCAGCACUUCUUGGACGUGUCGGCCUGGUCGAAUCAACACGUGGUCGAGCGCAUCGUGAUGGACAACAUCCACGUGCUCAUGAACCUCAACGGCUAUACUAAGGGCGCACGCAACGAGAUUUUCGCUGCUAGGCCUUGUCCUGUGCAGAUGGAGUUCAUGGGUUUUGCUGGUAGCAUGGCCUCGCGCUGGACCGACUGGGUGGUGGCAGACCCUAUCGUAUGCCCUCCGGAGAUGACGAGCGUCGACAGGUGGCGCCAGCAGAGGCAGUCGGCAGCUGCUAAAGGAUUGGUAGCUCAGCAACGCGCGACCGAUCUGAUGGCAGACUUGGAUCCGGAAGAGGCGUCUGACGAGUGGGUGUACCCAGAUCGAUUUAUCUACAUGCCUCAUUCGUACUUUGUCAACGAUCACAAGCAGGGCUUCAACGAGACCGUCUCUGCAGAGACGAUCAAGCUCGCAACCAAAAGCAUCGACAGUGGCAAGCAGCCGGCCGCCAUCUCGGAGGAUUCUCCCACGAACGAGCAAGUAUGGGCAAGUGAAGAGUUGAAGCGCUACGCCAUGCGGCGUGAACUCUUUCCCACGCUUCCGGAUGACUAUGUCAUCUUUGCCGACUUUAACCAGCUCUACAAAUGCGAUCCGAUGCUGUUCAAGCUCUGGCUUCGCAUACUCAAGCGCGUGCCGAAAUCCAUCCUGUGGCUCUUGCGCUUCCCCGCAGCUGGCGAGCACCACCUGCUGCGGGAAGCGAGACAGUGUGCGGGCGAUGAGGUGGCUUCGCGUGUCAUCUUUACAGAUGUUGCGCCCAAGCACAUCCACAUCCAUCGCGGAAGGAUCGCUGAUCUGUUCCUGGACACCACCGAGUGCAAUGCGCACACCACGGCGGCGGACAUCUUGUGGUCGGCGACGCCGGUGUUGACGUGGCCGAGGCAUCUGCACAAGAUGUGCUCCAGGGUCGCGGCGUCGAUUGUUCAUGCGACUGGGUUUGGAGAGGAGAUGACCGUGGGAAGCGAGGAGGAGUAUGAAGAGAGGGCGGUGCAGUUGGCUGAGUCGCUGGAGUACGUGUAUUACGAUGAGAGGGGGAAUGAGGUCGACGCGGUGGUGGAUACGAGCAAGGAGAGGUGGGCGAGUCAAUUGGAGGCGGAUCCCAAGAGUGUCGCUGCUCAGCCGCAUAGCACUGGAGUGGUGAGUACGGCGGCUGCAGCUGCGGAGGGAUCGAAGACUUCGGAGCAGGACGGUGCUUCUGCGAAGGGCAGUGGUGCUUCUGCAGCGUCGUUGAGUGGAAAAGAUGCUCCGGGCGGAACCAAAGACAUUGAACAUGCGUCAGGAUCUGAAGGAUCAGCAGCCAAACGAGCGCGAUCCGCAUCUGUGCUACCCGGCUCACCCGCCCCCGCACCCACGGGCGUCUCGCAGGCCGAGGCAGCCAAACACUCGGACGCCAACGCCUCGACCGACCCUCGUCUGGCAGCGUCGAUCCCGCCUCGCGCGACGAUCCGUCUGCCCGCCUCUCCCGACUAUGCGGAUGCCAUAACACGUCGUUCGCGCGUCUCAGACCGAAACUUGGCAAGUCUACGAAGACGCCUCUUGUUGACACGCGAGGAGUCGAAGCUGUUCGACACGCGGCAGUGGGUGAGGGACCUGGAGAAGGGUUACGCGGAAGCUUGGACGAGGUGGGUGCUGGGUGUGGAUCAGGAGGAUUCGCCGGAAGUGGAAGCCCUGGAUCCAGAGAGUGAGAUGGGCAGGAGGUUGACAAGGUCCGGACACAUUUGGGUGAACGAGCUUUGA